This is a messenger RNA of Coprinopsis cinerea okayama7#130, 2424 nucleotides long. RefSeq names its product high-glucose-regulated protein 8. Gene Ontology annotation, cellular component: cytoplasm. The record is from RefSeq and is a predicted model, not a curated record. Gene Ontology annotation, molecular function: N6-methyladenosine-containing RNA reader activity; mRNA binding. The transcript has 5 exons. Gene Ontology annotation, biological process: mRNA destabilization. Bases 1 to 2424 code for a protein of 807 amino acids. Lineage: Eukaryota; Fungi; Basidiomycota; Agaricomycetes; Agaricales; Psathyrellaceae.
AUGUCCCAGAAUCAGCCCCAAAUCCAACAGGAUCCUGCGUCCCCGGCAGGUGGUUCCGUUCGACGCCACCACACAAUCACAGCGGCCUCAAGGACCGCCAGGGCUCAGGCCAGGGAUAUCAUUUCCGAAGAGACGGCCAACGACCAGGGCCUUGGGAACGACGACGGGCCAGUCGAAGACGAUUGGGUCACCAACGUAGGCGCAGUCGGCGAGAAAACCUCUCUCCACAGGCAGAGCUCCCUCCCAACCCGCUACCACCACCGUUUCAAUGCCUCAAAAUCGGCCAAUAUCACCCCCAAGGCUCCAGUCAACAGUUUGGCAGCCAUCGCAGGCCACGAAGGCGACGAGGAGCCCUGGAACCUGGCCGAAUAUCAUGUACAGGACGAGGAGCAUCCAAGCGUGGAACAGCAGUUAGAAUCUCAGGCUGCGAAUACCACCUCGCCGCUGUCUCCCCACUUCAACCAGCAACCUCCCCAGGUCCCUUCACCUCCCCCUGCGGGCUCCGGCGUCCGACGACACGUUUCCCUCACUUAUGGGGCUGGCGUGGGACAGCGUAAAAUCAAUAACGCUGGCCUUAAACGCUCCGGAACUCUACAGGCCACCGUCCCUACUCAUUCCCAAGGACCAUCCACCCCUGACCCUUCAGAGUACUCUCAGGAAGUGGAAUAUCCGUACGAGCCGGAGGACCUCAGCACAAACGCCGCGACCGUCCCUAGUGCUGAGGAUGAGUACUACUACCGUCAACAGCAGCAACAACAAAACACAGGUGGGGCAAUUGGAAGACAAUCCCCAUGGUCGCAGAGCAACGAUUGGAGGGCUCCUGGCAACCCCAACUUCUCGUCCGGUGGCAACGCUACGAUUGAUGACGUCCAACGAGCUCUUUCUACUCUCGAAAUUGCUUCUGGCGCGGGCAACAAUACAUACAAUGCCAACGCAUAUGCCGCCACCCAGCCUAACUAUCCUCCUAGGUUUAGUGGUACUCCCCGCGCGGGUGGUAACGGGGGCAAUGUGAUCGGAGGUGGUAACAACUACGAUGGCGGGAGACGGACGCCGAAUCGUGUCCAGAACAAUCAGAACUGGGAUCAAGGCCAGCAGCACCACCUUCAGCAUCGUCAGUCUAACACGAAUAUGCAAUACGGAUAUCAGCAAGGGAACGGUCAUGGUAAGAGCCCCAGUGGUAGCAGUGGGUCUGGGGCAAUCCCGGCCGUACCUGCUAUCCCCCAGCAAUAUCUCCAGCAACAGGGUCAGCACCAAGGCCGUCCCGGCUUGGGCGUUGCUACCAAUGUCACCACCCCUCACAACAAUGGGUCUUCCGGUCAAACUCCCAUCCAACCAUUCAUUAGUACGCCUAUCGACGUGCCUUCUCUGAUCGCCACGAAGGGUUACAACCCUGCUACGUUCGACAUCAAACCUCCAUUUGCUAGGUACUUCGUGAUCAAGUCCUACACCGAGGAUGACGUCCACAAGUCCUUGAAGUACGAAAUCUGGAGCUCAACGGACCCCGGCAACAAGCGUCUUGAUAAAGCUUUCAAAGAAUCUGCGUCGCGCGGCCCGAUUUAUCUUUUCUUCAGUGUCAAUGCUUCGGGCCAUUUCUGUGGCAUGGCUGAGAUGAUGACCCCGGUGGACUAUACGCGAAGCAGUACUGUCUGGGCCUCUGACAAGUGGAAGGGCGUGUUCAAAGUCAAAUGGAUCUUUGUCAGGGAUAUUCCCAACGCAGCGCUUCGCCAUAUCAAAUUGAAUAACACCCAGGAGCGCAAACCUGUUACCAAUUCACGGGAUACACAGGAGUUGCUUCCUGAUGCUGGGCAAGAGAUGUUGCGUAUCUUCCACACCCACCCAGCUAGGACUUCGUUACUUCAAGACUUUGCCUUCUACGAGUUGCAAGCGAUGCAGAAGAUGCAGGCCCAGGCCGCCACUGGCAACCCACCCCCGCCUAUCAUCCCCACCAUCCCGACCAACAACCAGAACUCUGGCGCGUCUUCGCCUCCAACCCAGCCCAGCUCUGUGGUUCACUCUCCCCAGCCUAGCCACUCCUCUGUCACUUCCUCGACUUCUUCCUCCCCUCACUCCAAUCAAACCUCGAACACCUCGAACAGCAACAACCUUGCGUUCCAGAGCAACGCCUACAUGACUCCCAUGAUGCAGAUGCAACUGCAAAUGGGAAUGGGAAUGGGAGGAGUCGGCGGGAUGGGAAUCACUGCCCCGAUGAAUGGUAUGGGCAUGGGUAUGGGCAUGGGUAGCAUGGGUAUGGGCAACAUGCCCCUCAACAUGGGACUUAGUGGAAUGGGCAUGGGCGGCAUGAAUCAUAUGGGAGGCAUGAGCUCCAAUGCCUACCAAGCUGUCAUGAGGCAUACCAGCCCAGCCCCUUCUCAAGGCAAUAACCAGGGGCACAACGCCAACCAAGGCCAGGGUUACAAUUAUUGA